UUAAGUCAGUGGAACGUUUGAGCAAUUCUUCGGUUUCCUACGGACUCUUUAAUAACGGACCAAAGCAGCAGGCGAAAUGGAAGUGAAAAAUGCAAAUGCUGCCAUGCUCAGCAACUACGAGGUGUUCAAACUCCUCACAGACCUCAAGGAGCAAAGGAGAGAUGCCGGGAAGAGCAAACACAGUGUUGGGCAGCAGAACCUCAAUACUAUCAUGUAUGAGACUCUGAAGUACCUGUCGAAGACGCCGUGCAGCAGACAAAGUCCUGAGAUCGUCAAGGAGUUCCUCGGCACCAUGACGCAUCACAAGCUCACAAAGGCAGAAAAACUACAGCUGCUAAACCACCGACCGCAGACCGCAGUGGAAAUUCAGCUUAUGGUGGAGGAAAGUGAAGAGCGGCUGUCGGAGGAGCAGAUCGAGGAGCUCAUCCAGAACGUGGCAGACGUCCUCCCAGGUGACCCGGAGGAGAAAAACGUAGCUGCAGGCCGCCGAUGUGGAGAUGGAUGAAGGCGGAGAACAGUCGUGACACGGUGACUUCCAUGUGAAGAACUGGUUACACAAAGACAGGAUGCACAGAGACUACAAGUCUGCAGUUAAAAGCUGAGUUGUUAAUCCUGUUUAUUCAGCUAAUAUUGACAAUGAAAACAGUUUCACACAGAAGAGAUUAAUCUCUUUAAAAUAUGUCAAUAUUGCACAGAGAAGUGCUUUCAAAAGAGGAGGAGAUCUUGAGUUUUAUGUGUCAAAUAACAUUUAUGUAACUUGCAGCCAUAAACAUAUAUUAAAUAAUUUUGUUCCAAUCCAAAAGCACAAUAUUAAUUUUAUUUUGUUUAUAUUGAUGGGAGAUGGAACCUUAUUGUAUCUCUUACUUUCCUUUCAUGCUUCAGUCUUAGGAUAGUUUGUGUUUUGCUGCUGUUUCCUUGCAGCAGAGGAAAGAUGUUCGGGUUGGAAGUGUGAAGGUUUCUGUUUCUUGCCUUCCUGUUUGCAUAUCACGUCAGUUUCCUGUUCUUACUCAGCUCCUUAAAGAGUUGACAUACAAACGCACAGUAAAGAGUAGACUCAUGCCAAAGAAGAAGAAGAAAAGCAGAGGACAUGAGUCUACAACUUAAAAUAGAAAACGUCUUUGUGUAAAGCUAGAGAAACUGUAAACUUCACAUGUAAGACAGAAGAUUUUUUAUUUGUCAUUGCAUCUCAACAAAAUCUCUUAACUCAACUUCAACCUCUCCUUCUUAGUAACAAAUGCGUUUUCCUUAUUUCAGCAAGAAAAUUGCUCUUCAAACUUUUCAGCUAAUGACUGCAUGAUUGCCUUAUUUUUAUAGCUUCGCCUUAGACUAAGAUGUUUCGUCUGGUUGUGAUAAUUUGAUCAGCCUGUCUGUAGAACCAAACCUUGAAAACAGUUGAAGCACCUAACAAUUUUGAAAUUCCUAAAACAGCUCUUUAGAAAACUUAAAGAUUAUUUGUUUUGUUUUUGGCUCAUUAAACCUAAAAUACUAAUAAAGAAAUUACAUUUUUCAAAUGACAAAUGUGAAUUUUGAUCUUUUUGUGAAAGAAACUAAACUAUAAAGGUGUGCUGAAAGUGUUGCUAUAAAUUUAUGUUAUUUUGCAGUAUAAUUAACCCACAUUGAAAAAAAGGCUGCAGCUCUCUAAUGAUGAACUUUGUACAUUUAUUGUUUUACUUCCUUUACCAUUGUGCUCACUGUUCAUGGUGGCAAGGUGUGGUUGAGUCCUCUUCCAACCUUUGUCAUAUUAAACAGUUUGAUAAUUUA
Xiphophorus hellerii (green swordtail) is the source of this 1761-nucleotide messenger RNA. RefSeq names its product calcitonin gene-related peptide-receptor component protein (gene crcp). Lineage: Eukaryota; Metazoa; Chordata; Actinopteri; Cyprinodontiformes; Poeciliidae. Gene Ontology annotation, molecular function: nucleotide binding. The record is from RefSeq and is a predicted model, not a curated record. Gene Ontology annotation, biological process: transcription initiation at RNA polymerase III promoter. Gene Ontology annotation, cellular component: RNA polymerase III complex. The transcript is spliced from 6 exons. The coding region runs from base 77 to 505 and encodes 142 amino acids.